Messenger RNA from Paramecium sonneborni, 1652 nucleotides. NCBI's taxonomy places the organism in Eukaryota, Ciliophora, Oligohymenophorea, Peniculida, Parameciidae. The record is from the annotation of a GenBank genome assembly.
AUGAGUCAUCCAACCCCUCAUUAUACUAAAUCUUCUUUGACUAAGUAUUAUUUAUAUGAUUUAGAAAAUCUAUUCAAUUAUAAGUAUAACCAUAAAAGAGUUCAUUUAUAAGAUGGCUAUAAAGAUUAUUUUGUAUCAGAGAAAAAAGUGAUUAAUAAUAAUAUAUAACAAAUAUGAUGGAGGUAUCAAAUUUUGAUGAAAGUUCAUAACCUACUAUGAAAAUAAUAUCAAAAUUUAGUUAGUAUGACGAAUAUUUUUCAAUACAAGAUCCAAUUAGAAUAAUUUAAGGAAGUGAUGUACUUUUAUAUAUAAAAAUAGUCAUAAUUUCCUUUUGUAGUGAAAUUUAAUGAAUAAAAAUUGUGUGAAAUCGACGAUAUAUAUAAUUAUUCACUUCCUGUAUUAAAUGGAUAAAUAAUUCUAUUAAUAACAUAAAAUCCUCCUUUAGGUCUAAUUCAUUAUAUAGAAUCUCAAGCAUAAUUUUUAAUUAUUUAUUUAUCAACACCUAAUCCUGAGAUUGAAAAUUAUAUUUAAAAUUCUUCAACUUUAAAAUAGCAUUGCAAACCAGAAUUGUUAAUAGGAAAGGUUAUAUUAUUAAAUUAGAUUAGUUUUCUAUAAAAAAAAGUUUGUCAUUAAUAGAUCAAUAUAUAUUUAUGCCUGAUUACACUCAUGAGGGUAAAUAACAAGUAGUAGAAUGUGUUUCAUAAUUAAUAAGAUUAAUACCAAAUGAAAUUGAUAAACUUACAUUCAUAAUAAGAUUGUAAGGAAAUCCAAUACAGGAUAUUUUUUCAUUAAGUUCUAGAAUGAAUGAGGCUUUCUUAAAAAAGUUUGAAAAUUAAUUUUGGAUUGAUAAAGUUGUUAGAUAAUGUUAGAAUAGAAAUGGAAUAGUUUUAAAAUAGAAGGAUUAAAAAAAGACUGGAUUUGAAAAAUCUUAAUACAUGAUGUUAAGCAACACUAUUAAUUCAAAUAAAGGAUAUAAUUUAUCAGUGGAGAAUACAGAAUUUAUAAUAAAUUUAACAAAGUAUUAAUAAGGGAGUGGAAUAACUCAUGUAUUUAAAUGUAUGAUUUAUCAGAAAGAUAUAGAAGGUAAGAAUAGUAAUAGUAAUAAUAUUGAUUAAGCUUAAUUAUUUUGCUCUUUAAUAUUUUUAAUAAAAGAGUUAAAAGGAUUUAGUCAAUAUGAUUAAGAUGAUUUAAUUAGUUUAAUAAGAAUAACAUAGUAGUCAUCAUUCAUCUCUUGUUGCAUAUGCAUUAAUUUAAUGAAAUAAGAAGAUUUAAAAGAAUUGAGUUUAAUAAAGAUGCAUUUCAAAAGAUAUUUAGAAAUUUUGAUUUGUAGUGGAAUAAUAAUAAAUGAAUAAGAUAGUUAUGUGAUAUAGUAAAUUUUCAAUAAAUGUCUAAAUUGUCCAAUUUAUGAUGUUUCGAUUCCAAAAAUUGAUCACAUAGGUUCUGAAAAUAAUUUCAAAUAAUAAUAGAUACAAUCAGAUGAAAUAGGAGAGAAAGUUUAUUCAAUUGAUUACGAUUAUGCAUUAUCUUAAAAAUCAAAUCAAAUAAUUCUCGGACUUUAAUAGGAUUUAAAUUAUAGUGAAUUGUAGAUUGAACCACAAAAACGAUUCCCCUAUUAAGCAGCAACAUCUAUAUAAAAUUCUUUAAAUGAAUGA